AUGGCCCCAAGAAAGAGAGGUGGACGAGGUAUUUCAUUCAUCUUUUGCUGUUUCCGAAAUAAUGAUCACCCAGAAAUCACAUAUCGGCUGCGAAAUGAUAGCAACUUUGCGCUUCAGACCAUGGAGCCAGCAUUGCCCAUGCCCCCUGUGGAGGAGCUGGAUGUCAUGUUCAGUGAACUGGUGGAUGAACUUGACCUCACAGACAAACACAGAGAAGCCAUGUUUGCACUUCCAGCUGAGAAAAAAUGGCAAAUAUACUGUAGCAAGAAAAAGGAACAAGAAGAAAACAAGGGAGCUACAAGUUGGCCUGAAUUCUACAUUGAUCAGCUCAAUUCCAUGGCUGCUAGAAAAUCUCUGCUGGCCUUAGAGAAGGAAGAAGAAGAAGAGAGAAGUAAAACUAUAGAGAGUUUGAAGACAGCACUGAGGACAAAACCAAUGAGGUUUGUAACCAGAUUCAUCGACUUGGAUGGCCUGUCAUGUAUCCUCAACUUUCUAAAGACCAUGGACUAUGAGACAUCAGAGUCUCGAAUACAUACUUCUCUCAUUGGCUGCAUAAAGGCACUAAUGAACAACUCUCAAGGCCGGGCUCAUGUCCUGGCUCAUUCUGAGAGUAUUAAUGUAAUUGCUCAGAGUCUGAGCACAGAGAACAUUAAAACAAAGGUGGCCGUGCUGGAAAUCUUGGGCGCCGUGUGCCUGGUUCCUGGGGGCCACAAGAAGGUUCUGCAGGCCAUGCUGCACUACCAGAAAUAUGCCAGUGAAAGGACCCGCUUUCAGACAUUAAUUAACGACUUGGAUAAAAGCACUGGGCGGUAUCGAGAUGAAGUGAGUCUCAAGACUGCAAUCAUGUCCUUCAUUAAUGCGGUGCUCAGCCAAGGAGCAGGAGUGGAGAGUUUGGACUUUAGACUUCAUCUUCGCUAUGAAUUUCUGAUGUUAGGAAUUCAACCUGUAAUAGAUAAAUUAAGGGAACAUGAAAAUUCAACGUUAGAUAGGCAUUUAGACUUUUUUGAAAUGCUCCGGAAUGAAGAUGAACUAGAAUUUGCCAAAAGAUUUGAACUGGUUCACAUAGACACAAAAAGUGCAACUCAGAUGUUUGAGCUGACCAGGAAGAGGCUGACUCAUAGUGAAGCUUACCCGCAUUUCAUGUCCAUCCUGCACCACUGCCUCCAAAUGCCUUACAAAAGGAGUGGCAACACUGUUCAGUACUGGCUACUACUAGAUAGAAUUAUACAGCAGAUAGUUAUCCAGAAUGACAAAGGACAGGACCCUGACUCCACACCUUUGGAAAACUUUAAUAUUAAGAAUGUCGUACGAAUGUUGGUUAAUGAAAAUGAAGUUAAGCAGUGGAAAGAACAAGCGGAAAAAAUGAGAAAAGAGCACAAUGAGCUACAACAGAAACUGGAAAAGAAAGAACGAGAAUGUGAUGCCAAGACUCAAGAGAAGGAAGAGAUGAUGCAGACCUUAAAUAAAAUGAAAGAGAAACUUGAAAAGGAGACUACUGAGCAUAAGCAAGUCAAGCAGCAGGUGGCGGACCUCACAGCACAGCUCCAUGAGCUCAGCAGGAGGGCCGUCUGUGCUUCAAUCCCAGGUGGACCCUCACCUGGAGCCCCAGGAGGGCCCUUUCCCUCCUCUGUACCUGGAUCUCUCCUUCCUCCCCCACCGCCCCCACCUCUACCAGGUGGGAUGCUUCCCCCUCCACCACCUCCCCUCCCUCCAGGUGGCCCUCCUCCUCCCCCAGGGCCUCCUCCCUUAGGGGGAAUCAUGCCACCUCCUGGUGCUCCAAUGGGCUUGGCACUCAAGAAGAAAAACAUUCCUCAGCCCGCAAAUGCCCUGAAAUCCUUCAACUGGUCUAAACUGCCUGAGAACAAACUGGAAGGAACAGUAUGGACCGAAAUUGAUGAUACAAAAGUCUUCAAACUUCUAGAUCUUGAAGACCUGGAAAGAACCUUCUCUGCCUAUCAAAGACAGCAGGAUUUCUUUGUGAACAGUAACUCCAAGCAGAAAGAAGCAGAUGCCAUUGAUGACACUCUGAGUUCCAAACUUAAAGUCAAAGAGCUUUCGGUGAUUGAUGGUCGGAGAGCUCAGAAUUGCAACAUUCUUCUAUCGAGGUUGAAAUUAUCCAAUGAUGAAAUCAAACGGGCAAUUCUAACAAUGGACGAGCAGGAAGAUCUGCCCAAGGACAUGUUGGAACAGCUCUUGAAAUUUGUUCCUGAAAAAAGUGACAUUGACCUGUUGGAGGAACAUAAACACGAACUGGAUCGGAUGGCCAAGGCUGAUAGGUUCCUUUUUGAGAUGAGCCGAAUUAAUCACUAUCAGCAAAGGUUGCAAUCGCUGUACUUCAAAAAGAAGUUUGCAGAGCGUGUGGCAGAAGUGAAACCUAAAGUAGAAGCAAUUCGUUCUGGCUCAGAAGAGGUGUUUAGGAGCAGUGCCCUCAAGCAGUUGCUGGAGGUGGUUUUGGCAUUUGGAAACUAUAUGAAUAAAGGACAAAGAGGGAAUGCCUAUGGAUUCAAGAUAUCUAGCCUAAACAAAAUUGCUGACACAAAAUCCAGCAUUGACAAGAACAUUACCCUUUUGCACUAUCUCAUCACUAUUGUGGAAAAUAAGUACCCCAGUGUCUUCAAUCUAAAUGAAGAAUUGCGGGAUAUUCCUCAAGCUGCGAAAGUAAACAUGACUGAGCUGGACAAAGAAAUAAGUACCUUGAGAAGUGGCUUGAAAGCAGUAGAGACAGAGCUGGAAUAUCAGAAGUCUCAGCCCCCACAACCCGGAGAUAAGUUUGUGUCUGUUGUCAGCCAGUUCAUCACAGUAGCCAGCUUCAGCUUCUCUGAUGUUGAAGAUCUUCUAGCAGAAGCUAAAGACCUGUUUACUAAAGCAGUGAAGCACUUUGGGGAAGAGGCUGGCAAAAUACAACCAGAUGAGUUCUUUGGCAUAUUUGAUCAAUUUCUUCAAGCUGUGUCAGAAGCCAAACAAGAAAAUGAAAAUAUGAGAAAGAGGAAGGAGGAAGAAGAGCGUCGAGCUCGCAUGGAAGCUCAGCUCAAAGAACAACGUGAAAGGGAACGUAAAAUGAGAAAAGCUAAAGAGAAUAGUGAAGAAAGCGGAGAGUUUGAUGACCUUGUUUCAGCUUUACGCUCAGGAGAAGUGUUUGACAAAGACCUUUCUAAAUUGAAAAGGAAUCGCAAACGCAUUACCAACCAGCUGGCUGACAGCAGCAGAGAGAGACCAGUCACAAAACUUAAUUUCUAAUUUUCCACGAAUACUUUUUUUAGAAAGCUCAUUAGCAGCCCUCUAAAGUGACUAGAACGUUUCAUUACACUGCCUUGCAAUCCAAACAGUGGCAAUUUUUUCCUUCAUCUGUGAGUGAAUGCGUGAAUGAAUGUAUGUGUAUGUAAAUGUAUGUGUGUAUAUAUUAAAAAAUGUAUAUAGAUGUCCGAGUGUUGUCUGGCGACCUAUAUGUAUGGUUAAAAAGAUACGUUAACGUAUGUGCUCCGAAACCUUUCGUGUAUGCAUUCACAUUGAGUGUGGCUCAUUUUCUUUCCCUGGACACCAUGACUGUUCAGAAGCACAAUACUAUCUCCUGAAAGAGAUGACAGAGACAUUCCCUAGAUUCAAAGACAAAACAGAAGAAAACAAAACAAAAAAAAGCUUGCAAGAUAUUUUAUGGUUUCCAAGCUUGAUAUCCUUUGAAAUUAUUUUCAUUGAUGGAACUGAAGUUGGAAAAAUAUAGAUUUAAAAUGGUUUUUGAUAGCUGACAAUGUAAUGCUGAUGCAUCACAUCAGUAAUAGGAUGGGCUUAGAAUUUCUGACACUGGUGUGGGGAUACAGUCUAUAAAUGUUUAUUGAGAACAUCUUGCACACAAUUUGAAUUAUGUAGAAUGUCAACCCGAAAUUUUUGUAUAUUUCAAAGUUGGACAUCAGUUUUUCCCUUAAUUUCAUCAAGUUAUCUCUGCCAAGUGCUCUUGAUAAUUUCUUCAGAUUUUUUGAAAAAACACUAUAAAUGCAAACCAUGCUUUUCUUAAAGAACAACAUUGCCAGAGUUUGCUUGUUCUAACAAUAUAGAUAUAUAAACCUUAAAAAUAUCUCACCCAAGACUUAAAGGAAGAAUUCUCUGAAAGGAUAAAGAUUACUAAAAAAAAAUUUUUUUUAAUGGGGUGCCUUUUUGUUAUAGUUUCUAUUUUCUGUUUUGUGGGACAAGCUGCAUUUUCUGUAAAUAUAGGUCUGGACUAAAGGACACAUAAAGAAUGCACAAAAUGUCAACAUCAGCAGAGAUGCCCAGAUCUAUUUAUCUCUAAGUAUAUUUGUAGUGAUUGCUGUUUAUGUGUUGUCAUUUUAAAAUUGUGUGUCAGUAAAGCUACCUGUAAAAUUUCAGUCCAAAAAAAAUAAAGCUCUCAGGGAGACAUGAAUAAAAACAACAUUAGAAAAUAUAGAUGCUUACCAUUAACCUACCAACUCUUAAUAUCCUUAAAUUAUAUGAUAUAUAAAGAGGACUGUUAUUUUUUUUUUUCUUUUUGCUUUAUUUAUUUGUAGUUGGGGAUGGGGCUAACGUUUUCUCUUUUCUUUCUAUCAAUCCUGUUGUGGUUGGGUUUCCUGUGGAGAGAGUAGUUUGUCCUGUUGCACUAGAACAUUAUUUACUCACUAAAUUGAGUUUUUUGUCAAUUAACAAAUAUUUAUUAAGUACCUACUAUGUACCAGGCAUAGUAAGGCUACAAUGGUAAGCAAGACAGAGUCCCUGCCCUCAAAGAGCUUACGUUCUAAUGGGGUUAUUAAGGGAUGAAUAAAAUACCAAUGUGUGCACUGUACAGGAAUCAUACUAUUUAAAAAUAAUUUGUAUAAACUAUAAUGCUUAGCACAGAUGGCAAGGUAUCUGCGCUAUGUGAAAGCUGUGAAAUAGUGCUCUAAGAGUUGUCAAGAGCUGUGGUUUUACAUCUUUUCCUCAUUGCAAAUUUAGUGACUUUCUACACAUUAUAUGGAAGUAAGUGACUGGCAAAUAAAACAGUCAUAAAUACAAAGCAAAGGUUGCACUCCCCCAAUCCCGACUUAGCCCAGGUCUGCAAUAACACCAUGUUAAAGGUGCAGAUAGAGACUUGGCUCAAAAAGGCUUGGAGAUGAGGAAGAUUGGAAUAUAAUGAAGGUUUUGUCUGUUCCUUAACUAAAGUGCCUCUAUGUAUAUUCUUUUCUAUUUGUAGCAGGAGAAAUUUGGUGUGGCUCAAUUUUGGAACUGUAUUUUGAAAAUGGCUUUGUCUUACAGCUUAAGGAAUAGACAGGUGGAGGGAAAGUCACAUAAAGGAGCAAGUUUGUGUAGCAUGUCCCUCUUGCCCCUUUUAAUCAUCCUUCUUUGAUAUGGCCAUCCUGGUGGGCCUCCUUUGCCAUUUCCAUUUUUGGUUUCUUUCCCAGAAAACUGUGUGCAGGUAAUUCCAUGUGCCAUUAUUGAAAAAAAAAAAAAAAAAAAAACUUUUUAGAUUGGUGCUGGUGUAAGUAGCCACUUUUCUCUCUUGGGUGUGUAUUUUAAAGUUGUUUUUUUUUUAAAUUAAUGCCAAAAAGCAAAUGCAUACUUUGUAAACUUAAUUAUAUGUCUUGUAUCUUAUUAGCUUAGUAGUUGGAACCACUUAGUCUUUAGGUGCAAGACUGUUGUUAGGUAGUACUGAGAAAAAAAAUGUAUGUGUUAUGAGACUGUACAUUUUUUUAAAAAGCAAUAUGCAAUAAAGAGAUGAACUCAUUGGGUGUA
This is a messenger RNA of Callithrix jacchus (white-tufted-ear marmoset), 5715 nucleotides long. It is a transcript of the gene DAAM1, whose product is annotated as dishevelled associated activator of morphogenesis 1. Gene Ontology annotation, cellular component: stress fiber. Gene Ontology annotation, biological process: actin cytoskeleton organization. Lineage: Eukaryota; Metazoa; Chordata; Mammalia; Primates; Cebidae. Gene Ontology annotation, molecular function: small GTPase binding; actin binding. The record is from RefSeq and is a predicted model, not a curated record.